GCACCAAAUAUGAACCGCAGCCGCGCUCGCGCUCAAUUGACACGCAGCGCGUGAGACUGAGAUAGAGAGAGGGACAGUGAGACGUGUCCCCUCACUAGGAGACAUGGAGAGCGCCGUCUGGGUUCAGAGACCCGCCCGUCCCUGCGACCGUGCACACACUCCGUCACACGGCGAGGACGUGAGGAGGCUGGAGUGUGUCCACACCAGCAAGAUGGAGACGCCACAGGAGAACGUGUCCAGCUCACAGGCGCAAAGGAGAGACUGUCACUACCUGUCUCACUCUCAGUGGUGUGAGACUCCCAAACUGAUCAAGAAGGACGCGUGUCUGCGCAGACGUCUCCUCACGUCCAGAUCCAUGACUGACGUGAGGACGAGCGUCUCCAGGACGCCGAGUUGCAGGGACACGUGUACACAGGGCUUGGAGUCCCCGGACGUCCUGCUGAGCGGCCCGCUCUCCUACAGCACCCUGAGGCCGGACGCCGCGUCUGCGUCCUGCAUGAAACGCCGCCUGGUGUUCUCUCAGAUGAUAACGUCCACGCUGGAGGACGGGAGGGAUGGGGCGAGUCCCCCGCUGUCCGAGCCUGACCUGGACGAGACCAUCAUCUCGGGGCUGCUACCUUCCGAGACGCCGGAGCUGCUGCGGAGACGAGACGGCUCCUGGACUCCCGUGACCCGUCUGGCCGCCGAUCUGUCCGAGAGCCUGAGCGUGCUGAGCACUCCUUCGUGCACGCCGUUCUCCGGACUGGACGCAUCUGAGGACAGCGGCUUCGGCUCGCUACGACUGGAUGGCUCAGAGGACGGCGGUUACGACGGCUCGUUCCAGGAAGGGGCGCUACGGGGCGCGCUUGGCCGAGAGCGGCACCACUCCAGACUCGAACGCCAGCGCAGACUCUCCACGCUCAGGGAGGGCUCUCAGUCAGACGACGAGAUCAAAGGUCAGCGCCUUAGCGCGCGAGGCCUUAAGUCGGAGGAGGAGGUAUUUGCAGAGGCUCCGCCCCUCAAGACGAGACAACCCGACCUGUCCCUUACUCCUGCGCUGCAGGCCAUGGAGACCCUCAGCCGCUCCUUCACACUCCCACACGACCUCGACCGGCAAACCGGCGCCCGCCUAAACCCCGCCCACCGCCACCAGCAGCCAAUCACAACACGUCUGCCGCUCUCACACCUGAUUGGCAGAAAGAUGGGUUUGGGCAAGAUGGAUGUUCUCACAGAGCUCCACGCAAGGAACCUGCACCACGUCCUGUCCUUCAUCCUGCAGCUGCUCUCUGCCAGAGACGUACACAUGUGUAGUCAGGUGUGUGACUCCUGGAGUGAGAUAAUACUGCAGGACAGAAAGGCCAGUCGCAGGAGGAGGAUGUACGAGCGAGAGCAGAAACACACACUGGAGAUGGGCGGAGCUGCUCGUGUGGUGGACGCAGAGACGCGGUUAGCUCUCUCCUGUCGCCCGGCUCUCGGCAGCGUUCAGGCUCAGGCUAAAACUCCCAGCGCGCGCGCACACACUCCGGGAUCCGGCGGCAUGCGCGCACACACUCCUGCUUCUGGCGGCACUCGCACACACACUCCAGCCUCCAGUGGUCCUCGUACACACACUCCUGCCUUCCGCAGUGUGCGCGCACACACUCCUGCUUCUGGCGUUCCUUGUACACACACUCCUGCCCCGGGCGGCGUUCCCGCACACACUCCUGCCCCGGGCGGCGUUCCCGCACACACACCACCUUCCACCAAACGGCAACAGUUUCUCCAGGUUGCGAAGACGUUGUUCAGUGACGAGUGUUUGCGCCCGUGUCCCCGGUGUGAACAUCCCGCUCGCUGUCACUCUGUAAAGGCUGAAGGUGUGUGUAGCUGGAGCGAGUGUGUGUUUCAUUUCUGCACUUCCUGUCUGCGGGCCUAUCACGGCUCGGCCGACUGCACACGCCUCCCCAACACACACACUCGCAGGAAGGGGCGGAGCCAGCUGCUACCUGGCAGCACACAGAGUAAACGCAAUGUUAAGAGACUUUGACACACACAUGCUUACAUGAGGAUCGGUGUUUAUGAUGAAGAGACUGUGUGUGUGUGUGAGCUUGUUUUCUCUCGGGCUGCUAAAGGUGUGUGUGUAAGCAAGAUUGUAAAUGAACUCAAUGACUGCACUUUCUUAUGCUUCAGUAUGAACUGUUUCUAAAUGUGUGUUUAGUUAAAAUGUUGUGCGUGCGUGUGUGUGUGCGCACGUGUGUGUGUUUGAUGUGAGUUCCUGCUGUUUUUAAUGCAUUGUUUUAAUAAACUCUUUUUAUCCCUUUUCCUAA
Clarias gariepinus (North African catfish) is the source of this 2282-nucleotide messenger RNA. RefSeq names its product F-box protein 43 (gene fbxo43). Gene Ontology annotation, molecular function: protein binding. The record is from RefSeq and is a predicted model, not a curated record. Bases 104 to 2002 code for a protein of 632 amino acids. Gene Ontology annotation, biological process: regulation of mitotic nuclear division; negative regulation of meiotic nuclear division. Gene Ontology annotation, cellular component: nucleus. Lineage: Eukaryota; Metazoa; Chordata; Actinopteri; Siluriformes; Clariidae. The transcript has 5 exons.